Molecule: messenger RNA, 1738 nt
Organism: Jaminaea rosea
Lineage: Eukaryota; Fungi; Basidiomycota; Exobasidiomycetes; Microstromatales
Exons: 3
Coding region: 274-1344 (356 amino acids)
Cellular component (GO): cytoplasm; SBF transcription complex
Molecular function (GO): transcription coregulator activity
Source: RefSeq, a predicted model, not a curated record
CGCCCGAGGACAACUUUGCCUCCUCUCCAUUCCUCUCGUCAACCCUUCUUGCACCUCGUCGAGACGUCACUGCAGCACGGUAUGCUGUUUUGAAGCUGCUUCAUACCCACUCGAUAGCAUUCGGCAAGCAGAGCAUAACAUCGAUCACCGGUAGCCAAUAGCAUCACGAGCAACGCUGAGCCGUACGACAGACGAACACACCAAGGUUCACCCAUACCCUCGUCCUCACGAGCAGGACUGCAAUACCCGGCACAUCGAAGCGAUACGCAAGCAAUGGCAUUGACGAUGACGACACCUUCCAACAACCCAAUGUCAACUCCCAGCUCAUCUUCGGCGGCAGGUCAGAUACCCAUCGCACUUCAGCAUUCACCCUCUCCGCCGCCCAUGGUACGCAGCCACUCGUAUCUGCGCCAGCAGCAGCAGCGGCGAGAGCGAGAGCGGGAGGAGUCGACGAGGAGAGGGAGUAUAGCGAGUGCCAAUGAGACAUCGCCUCGAGCUCCGAGCGUCAAGAGAGGGAGCAUCAGCGCGACGUCCGGAGCAGGGGACGGCUUGCAUACACUCGCCGAGAAGAUGACGCAAAAGGACGAGGUCAGAAAGCUGGCCAAUCGUCUAGCCACUCGUCUCCAGUACGCUGCAUUCAAAGUGGAGCGAGGAUGGACCCGGCAUUCGCUUCCCGAAGUCGAGAACCUCUACUGGCGAGCCACAAGACCCACGUCAACAGCAUCAGCGGCGCCGAGCAAUACUCGCCGACCCAGUGGCGGCAGCCCGCCUCGCUCUGGGCUCCUUCCUGCCAUCUCGUCCUACACCUCGUCGCAACCAACUGCAAAGCGGAGCAGACGGUCAGGUGGAAGCACAGCAGAUGACGAAGAAGGAGGCGAUGGCGAUGUGUUCGGCGGUGGAGGAUUUCGGGUACCGAGCGGCAGCUCGACCAAGCCGUCUUCCUCGCAGCAGCAGUCUCGGCGUGCGCCACCGAGCGGGGUCAUUAUUGGGGCCAAUGGCCAGCCUACGCCUCCUCCCUCGGCAGGCACGGACCAUCUCUCCUCUUCGUCAUCAUCGGCCGUUCCACACUCUCUGGACCCCUCAGCGCUUCGCGCCAGUCCUACGAGGACGAUUCAGGCUCUACGAGCCGCGCAAGCCGCGAAAGGAGGAGACGCCUCGGCGAGCAGCAGCGGCGUCGGAGCCUCGUAUGCUGACUUUUGGAGCAAGCUUGGCCAGUCAUCAUCGAGUCGAGCUGGCCUGCCAUCCGCAUCAACGGCACCGGCGACCUCGCAAGACGCUGAAGUGCUCCAAAGAGGCAAGAAGAGGCCUCGUGAGAGCGAUGCAGUGCCUCGCGACGGGGCAUAGGGGACGGCAGGAUCGCGUGCGCUCGUUGCUCUUCUCCGUCAUACGCAAUGGUCGGCCGUUCGCCCCCAAGGCUCCCUCUCAUACUCAUUUGAUUCACCAGCAACUUGACCUCCUCACUGUCCUUCACAAGCGUACCGGAUCGCUCUUGCAUUGAGCCCAAUAUUCUCCCGUCGUCGCAACACAAUGCACAAAGCAUGCUUUCGAACCUCGUCUUGACUCCAGAUUCCUGGCUCUCGAUUGUGACGGUGUAAGAUUGAACGGGUAAAAGCGGCGUGUAUACGUCUAUGCGUGGGUUGGCUGGGUAGCAGCGGUCCUCCUACAGUCUCUUACAGUCAUUGCGACUCUUCAUCCUCCUCGUCUUCGUCCUCUUCGUCGUCCUCACCGUCCUCAGCCU